Messenger RNA from Balaenoptera musculus (blue whale), 6920 nucleotides. It is a transcript of the gene ZNF507, whose product is annotated as zinc finger protein 507. Gene Ontology annotation, biological process: regulation of gene expression. Gene Ontology annotation, cellular component: nucleus. Lineage: Eukaryota; Metazoa; Chordata; Mammalia; Artiodactyla; Balaenopteridae. Bases 224 to 3193 code for a protein of 989 amino acids. The transcript is spliced from 9 exons. The record is from RefSeq and is a predicted model, not a curated record.
GGAAAAGCGGGGGAAAAGAGGGAGAAGAGCAGGGAGAGAGGUGGGCGAGGACGAGGGCGAGGGCACGGCCGGGCUCCUGGCCGGCCAAAGGAGGCUCGCGGAAGCAGCAGCCGCCGCCCGACCGCAGCUGGAUUUUGAAGAUCGAUCCAGGGGACUGUAUUAAUUUCAGGAAUUGAUUUGAAAGACACAGGCUCUGCCACUUAACAGCCAUGUAACCUUGGCUAUGGAAGAAAGCAGUAGUGUCGCCAUGUUGGUGCCAGAUAUCGGGAAACAGGAAGCUAUGUUGACUGCCAAAACUGUCAUCAGUUCAUCACUGGAAAUUGAUGAAAAAAGAAAAACUAAAACAGAUCCAUUAAUCCAUGUUAUUCAGAAGUUAAGCAAGAUAGUGGAACAUGAAAAGUCACAAAAAUGUCUUUUAAUUGGCAAAAAACGGUCACGUUCAAGUGCUGCAACACACUCUCUUGAAAGUCAAGAAUCUGGUGAGAUUCCAGCUAAAGUAACCCAGUCACCUGCUGCUGAUAAUAGAAGGGCUGAGAUGUCACAAAUACAUUUUACCCCUGACUCUCUUGCCCAGAACGAUGGGAAGGCUAUGUCUUACCAGUGUAGCCUUUGUAAGUUUCUGUCAUCAUCUUUUUCUGUGUUAAAAGAUCAUAUCAAGCAACACGGUCAGCAGAAUGAAGUGAUAUUAAUGUGCGCAGAGUGCCAUAUUACAUCUAAAAGCCAAGAGGAACUUGAAGCUCAUGUGGUAAAUGACCACGAAAACGAUGCCAACAGUCACACUCAAUCCAAAGCCCAACAGUGCGUAAGCCCCACCAACUCUUUGUGUCAGGGAACCUCAGGAAGAAAUAAUGAAACCAUUCCUGACAUCCCAGUAAGUGUGGACGGCCCACAGACUCAUACCAUCCAAACGGCGUCUGUGGCAGAAAUGGGUAGGAGGAAGUGGUAUGCCUACGAACAGUAUGGCAUGUAUCGAUGCUUGUUUUGUAGUUACACUUGUGGCCAGCAGAGAAUGUUGAAAACACAUGCUUGGAAACAUGCUGGGGAGGUUGAUUGCUCCUAUCCAAUCUUUGAAAAUGAAAAUGAACCCCUAGGCUUGCUGGAUUCUUCAGUGGCCGCUGCACCUGGUGGGGUCCACGCAGUAGUCAUUGCAAUUGGAGACAAUGAACUGAGUAUCCAUAACGGGCCAUCAGUACAAGUGCAGAUUUGCAGCUCAGAACCAUUAUCAUCUUCGUCUCCUUUAGAACAGAGCGUGGAAGGGGGCGUUCAUCUAAGUCAGUCAGUUACCCUCGACCCUAACGAGGAAGAAAUGCUGGAGGUGAUUUCGGAUGCAGAGGAGAAUGUGGUUGCUGAUAGCUUACUUUCAUCAGCACAGAAAAUCAUUAGCAGUAGCCCAAAUAAAAAAGGUCAUGUUAAUGUGAUAGUGGAGCGUCUGCCAAGUGCUGAAGAGACUCUUUCGCAGAAACAUUUCCUCAUGAAUGCUGAAAUUGAAGAGGGGAAAAACCUGAGCCAGACAGAAGCCAAGAUUGGAUGUGAAGGAAGAGAUGAAGUCUAUCAUGCUGAUAAAUGUACUGUCGAUAUUGGGGGGCUGAUCAUAGGCUGGAGCAAUACAGAGAAGAAAGACAGCGAGUUAAUAAAUAAAGGACUGGCUACUGAUGAGAAUGCCCCACCAGGCCGAAGAAGGACAAAUUCUGAGUCUCUCAGACUACACUCAUUAGCUGCAGAAGCCCUGGUCACCAUGCCUAUAAGAGCUGCAGAGCUAACACGAGCCAACCUUGGGCACUACGGGAAUAUAAAGCUUUUAGAUCCAGACACUGGACAAAGGCAAGUAGAUGGUACGUUGGCAGCAUAUUCUAAAAUGAUGUCACCACUUAAAAACUCUUCAGAGGGAUUGACUAGUUUCAACCAGAGCAACUCUACCUUAGUAGCACUCCCAGAGGGUAGGCAGGAAUUGUCAGACGGGCAAGUUAAGACAGGCAUCAGCAUGUCCUUACUCACCGUGAUUGAAAAAUUAAGGGAAAGGACAGACCAAAACGCUUCCGAUGAUGACAUUUUGAAAGAGUUGCAGGAUAAUGCCCAGUGCCAACCCAACAGUGAUACAAGUUUGUCAGGAAGCAACGUCGUGGAGUACAUCCCAAACGCUGACCGGCCCUACCGCUGCCGCCUGUGUCACUACACCAGCGGAAACAAGGGCUACAUCAAGCAGCACUUGCGAGUCCAUCGACAGAGACAGCCCUAUCAGUGUCCUAUCUGUGAGCACAUAGCUGACAAUAGCAAAGACCUGGAGAGCCACAUGAUCAACCACUGUAAAACAAGAAUAUACCAGUGCAAGCAGUGUGAAGAAUCCUUCCAUUAUAAGAGUCAACUGAGGAACCAUGAGAGAGAGCAACACAGUCUUCCAGAUACCUUGUCAAUAGCAACUUCUAAUGAGUCAAGAAUUUCCAGUGAUAAAACUGAUGGAAAAUGUGUUCAGGAAGGGAAUAAGUCUUCGGUCCAGAAACAGUAUAGAUGUGAUGUAUGUGAUUAUACAAGUACAACGUACGUUGGUGUCAGAAACCACAGACGAAUCCAUAACUCUGAUAAGCCUUAUAGGGGCUGUGUUAGACUCUUAGACUGUAGUCCCAAUAAAAAGGUAUCAUCCCAUCCUGACGGUGGCCCAGAUUUCACAGAGGACAAAAAGAAAAAAGAAAAAAUAUGCUCUUUGUGUGGGUAUGUAUGCAGCCAUCCUCCUUCUUUGAAGUCUCAUAUGUGGAAGCAUGCCAGUGACCAAAAUUAUAACUAUGAACAAGUAAACAAGGCUAUUAACGAUGCAAUUUCACAAAGUGGCAGAGUUCAGGGGAAAUCCUCCGGAAAGACUGUAUUAAACAGCAGUGAAGAAAGAGCCGAUUCUCUCACUGGAAGUUCAGAAAAUUUGGUGUCAUCCUCAGAGCUGAUUUCCCAGGCUCCCAGUGAAGUCGUAGGUACCAAUGAGAAUGAGAAACUAAACCCUACAAGUAAUACCUCAUAUAGUUUAGAAAAAAACUCCAGUCUGGCCCCUCCUGGCGUGGAAUAUUGCGUUUUACUCUUCUGUUGUUGUAUUUGUGGUUUCGAGUCUACCAGCAAAGAAAAUCUUUUGGAUCAUAUGAAGGAGCAUGAGGGUGAAAUUGUAAACAUCAUCCUAAAUAAGGACCACAACACAACUCUAAACACAAAUUAGGUGGAAUAGUUAUCUGAAGAGGAAAACAGCAGAAGAGGAAUCCUUUAAACCACAGUUUGCCCUUUGUGCUGUCCAGUAACUUACUAGGCACAGAAGAAAUAGUUGGUGUGAUUUUUGAAGAAAUGACAGAUGUGACUUUGGAACAAAAUUUGUAAUGUAAUAAAAGGAAUUCCAAAUGGAUAAGGGGUAAUAAUAUUUAAGCGUUUUGAGUGAGGAGAAGUGGGUUGAGGAGGCAGCAAAGAUGUACUCUCAUAAUAACCCUCUGUUACCUCUUAGUUUGAGUGUAUUUAUUAUUAAAAGCUUGUUAUAGUGUAGAAAUGCAAGCAAAAGAGUUAAGAAAGGGCUUUUCAGGAACUAUUCUAAAACUUACUGUUAUGAAAGUGUCACAAUCUUAAGCGGAGCUUAAGAUUUUUCAUUCUCAAUUUUGACAUGAAUGACAACCCUCUUGUGAGAAAUGGGAGGCACGUGUCUGAGGGUUUUCUGGUAUCAACAAGGAAAGAAAAGAUCAUUACAGGGCUUUGAGAUGAUCAACCUAAAUCUUUAGCCAGAUUGAUAGGAACAAAUCAUAUACUCAACCUGAGAUAUAUUACUUUACUCUUUAGAAAGAAAAAAAAGAAAAGAGACCUCUAAAUCCAAAUCUAGAUUGUAAAUAGGCGUUUACAAAGUAAAUUAUUGUCUCAAAUUUACAGUGAAUGUCUUGUGGGCAAAGGAGGAAAGAGGUGAAUUCCCACCAGCCUCAAACCAAAUCUCAAGGUUCAUAAAAAAGGUGACUGGUUGAGCACAGUGCACUUCUCAGAGGUUCUUUUCAGAGUGUUGAUGGAAUACCCCAGCUUCUCAGUAGUUACAUAGGCCUUCUAAUCCACUCUUCUAAACUAGACCGAGCUUGUUGUCUAAAAACAACAAAGUAGGAAAAAUUGCAUUUGCUCAUCAGACCUCGGAAGUAGUUUGAACUGUUAAAUAAAAAUCAUUUGUGGGAAGAGGAAUGAAAUUCAAAAGCCCCUUAAAAUGAGUACUACUAUUGAGAUUUUACUUCCUGGAGCUUUUUAUUUAGUUAUUCUUAGCAUAAGAGAUACAACCAAAUGUGGCUAAAAUAUAGUAAAAAUUCAGGUUGUUUAUAAAACGUUUAAUAACAAACAAAAACUAUUUGGGUUUCUCCUAUCCAGGAAAUUGUAUUUUGUUGGUGUGCAAUAGGACACAUGGGAAGCCAACUAAAACUCGCCAUCAAAUAGAUGUAAUCUUCUCAUUAAUUACGCAUUUGUAUUACAGUGCAUUUCAAAGAGUGAAGAGAACGGGGGUUUUUUGGUUUUGCUUUUGUAGUUGUGAUCAUUUACGUAUGCAUUGUUCUGUUAAUGUCAGUUCUGCCUACAAGUCAAAAGGCGGCCGGUGCACCAUGCGGUGCACCGUCUUCACGGUGCUCUUUCUGAACUUGACUCUAACAUCUUCUAGAGCUGAGGCUGUGACUCUCAUAAAGCUUAGAAAACAUCAAAAACAGAAUUUCUUGAAUAGGAUACUCUGUAGACACAUUUUAGGAAAGAAUUCUCUUCCCAAAGUCCAGGUAUGAAUCGAAUGAAUUAACAUUUUUCAGAUAGCAUUAGGAACUAUUUAAGUGGGGCCAAGUAACCUGAAAUACUGUCUGAUUUGCGUGGGGUUUUUUUGUGUUUUUUUUUUUUUUGAUUUGCUUUUUAAAAUCUAAUUUGAUGAUGAUAUUUGAACAAACAGAGUUGAUUGUAAGUUUGCAACUCUUUAAUUUACAUAGCUUUAGUUUAUUUGUGAAAGUUAAUCCACUUCUGAUAUCUGGUUUUUAAAAGAGAAAAUGGAUUCAUAUAUACUAAACUAUAUCCCCCAAAUCCACAUGUAGUGGGUUUUCUCAUUUUCUCCUGUUUUCAGAAUUAAAACACAGUUGUAUUUCAUUUCAAAUUCAAAAAUAAACUAAAAUAUUUUAAAUGGUUCCAUUAUUACUAUAUUGUUCCCACUUAGUUUUUUCAUUACUGGUAGCUCUGACUCAAUGUUUCUUUAUAAAAAUCUAUUAUUCUGAAAAUUAACAACCUUAGAAGAGUUUUUGUUUUAUAAAUUUUCCUUGGCUUUAAUUUUAUAUAAUCAUUUGGAAAAUACUAAUAACCAAAAAACAUUCCCAAAAUUUCAACAGUGUAUUUUUAAAUUAACUUUCUUCAUUUCCUUAAACUACUUCCAUUGAUUGUUACUUAAAUUUUCCAUUUGGAAUCAUGAAUUUAAAAUUUCCCUAGCUCAUGGGAAAAAAUUAACCCAGAAGUUCAAAAGUCUUUAAAUAUUCAUCUGCUUCCAGCCUAAAAUAUCUUCAAAAGCUUUCUCUUGGCCUAUAGGAGGAACCAUAUACCAAGGAUGUUGUGUACCUUCCCAUUAUGGUUUUGUGGCAAGCCUUAAGUUAACCCUCCCCACUAAGAACAAUUGAAUAUGAUGAAGACUAAAUAUGCAAUUUUAAUUAUAGAAUAUAUAUUUUAAAAAUCAGCAGGAAUUCCCUUUAUAGGAAUAACAUUUACUGGUACUAGAUCUUUUGCCAUGUAAAGCUCAGUAUUUGUUUUCCACUCUGAACACUUACAAUUCUAAGAUUUGACAGUGAAAAUAGUUUCUAAAACACUUACUGGAUAAGGCAAAGGUGGGGAGGGGGAAGAUGAUGCAUUCUGAUCAUUAUAAAUAAUACUUUUUCAGGGCUCUAUCAUUUUCUCUCUUUCUCUAAUAAUCCAGAAUGUGGUCGGUAUCCCCAGUGUUCUAACAGUACCAUGCCUGUAUUCCAGGUGACCUGUAGACUUCAAGUUCUGUGUCCAGCCAGUGCAGUGUAGUGACACUGACGGAAGCCUUUAUUCUAGAUCUUUCAUCUAUUUGAGGUAGCUAUCAGUGGCUUUGUUAUUAUUUUCUUUGUCUUUUCUCACAAAGCAAAUGGUGGGCACCUAUGUUUACAUUGUAUCUUCCUGCAGUGUACUUGGCUUGACAAAGACAAGCAGGCUUCUCUUUUGAGACUUAUUAUAUUUUUAGUUUUCAUAGACACUUAUUUAAUCUUUUUUUAUUGUACAGCAAGGUGCUCUAAGUAAUAUUCUAUAAAAUAUAUUUAAUAGAGAUUUGAGUUUGAUAUUCAUGGACAUGAAUACAUGUAUUUUUUUAAGAAAUAAGUAUUGUGUAACACUAUGGCAUUGCUUCUAUAGCCAAAGUCUAAAAAUUUCUGGAACACUGACAUGUAAAGACUACAGUUAAUUCUGACACUGUAUCUUAUUAAAAUAGGAUGAUUUGCAUUUUGUAAAAUUAUCCUGCACAUCAAGCUGCAUGCCUUAACGCCUAAAACUCUAGGAUUGUUUUCAUGGUAGAACAGUUCAUCUGUUCAACAAACAGUGAAGCAAGGUCUUAGCGCUUCUUUAACUACCUUUGGAAAUACUGUACAAUGUUAGAAUAAUUUAUUUUGCUUUACAGAAGUUUGUCAUGUAUUGACUUUAAUAUUGUAUUUUGGUAAUAAAUUUUUUGUUAAAAACACUUGCCUCUAAGUUUUAUUAACAAAAAGUUAUAUCCAUUCUUAUUUUGGAAAUGUUGAUUUAAUCACUUGGAAAUUUGGAUUUAAAUAAUGAAGAACUUCCCCAGGCUUAAACUAAGGCUUAUGAUUACCCUUUGGUAACAUGUUAAACUAUUGAUGACUAGCAUUAAACUGUGUUACACAAAGGUAAUUGAAAAAGCAUUUAGAUUGUUUUAAUCUUCUUAAAAAUUC